Messenger RNA from Lucilia sericata (common green bottle fly), 1137 nucleotides. RefSeq lists its product as uncharacterized. Gene Ontology annotation, molecular function: acyltransferase activity, transferring groups other than amino-acyl groups. Bases 75 to 977 code for a protein of 300 amino acids. The record is from RefSeq and is a predicted model, not a curated record. NCBI's taxonomy places the organism in Eukaryota, Metazoa, Arthropoda, Insecta, Diptera, Calliphoridae. The transcript is spliced from 4 exons.
CCCUUUCACAUUUCUAGCGACUCAAGCCAUAUUUCAGUUUCAUUUAGUUUUUCAAUAUAAUCACAUCGUUUAAAAUGUCUUUGGAUACGGAAUCGAAUCUAGAUAUUUUGAUUGAAUUUAAAAAAGAUACUUUAAAAUCUUUACUAAAUCUUCUGAAGAAUGAAUUACCUCAUAAAAUACGUCAAUAUAAUUUCUUAUUAAGUUAUUUGUAUCAUUAUGAUAAGUUAAAUCAAAAUCGUGAUAAAUUAAUUUCGGAUCGUUGGAAUGUUAGAUUUUAUGGUCAUCGUUAUGGACAACUUGAGAAUUGUACGAUAGUUACAAUCAAUGGAAGUAAGGAUUUCGUUAUAACUGCCUUUACACUGGAGAAAUCAAGAACGGAAUUAAAAGAAUGUUUACGCAAAACCAAAUUAAUUAAUUGGGAAACAAAAAGUCUUAACAUCAUGUGCGAUGAAUCUGUAUUCAAGGCAGUCAAUGAAGUGGUUUGCGAAAAGGACACAAAUUGGACGUAUCUGCCUUUGGAAAAUGUUCUACAUAUAAGUAAAGAGAAAAUAAGACAAUUGUCCACUGAUAGUAAUUUACCUGAAGAUUUAUACUUAGCCCCCUUGGAUCCCGAAAAACAUGCAAAAAUCAUGGAUGAUCAUUGGGACUAUAAAGCAGAAAACUCAUUGCAAUUAAUUCGACAGUCCAUUGAGUUAAAUGGUGGCAUUGGUAUAUUUCGCCAGGGUGUUGAGCAACCGAUAUGUUGGAUAUCUACAAAUGAAUUUCUUACACCAGGUUUCCUACAUACCUUGCCGGCGGAACGGAAAAAAGGCUAUGCUGCUUUAAUUAUGAAAAUGGAACUGAAACGUUUAUUAUCGAUCCAUAAUACCGAUUUAUUUUCAUUUGUUUGUAUUGAAAAUACCCCUUCAUUGGCACUGCACUACAAAUUGGGUUUUGAAACUGUUAAUAGAGUGACGUGGAUACAGAAAUGCAAUUAAACGAUUAUAGAAUAUAAGUUUUAAAUGUAGCAGACUUUUAUAAAUUUGUUAUUGAUAUUUUUUAAUUGUUAAACAUUUGAUAAACCCUAAUGUGAUGACGAAAGGUUAAACGCCAAAGAUCAAAUAAACAUAAUAAAUUUAUAAGAAAAUUACAAACAUA